Messenger RNA from Cherax quadricarinatus, 16841 nucleotides. It is a transcript of the gene gpp, whose product is annotated as DOT1 like histone lysine methyltransferase grappa. Gene Ontology annotation, molecular function: histone H3K79 methyltransferase activity. Gene Ontology annotation, biological process: DNA damage checkpoint signaling; DNA repair; regulation of transcription regulatory region DNA binding. Gene Ontology annotation, cellular component: nucleus. The record is from RefSeq and is a predicted model, not a curated record. Lineage: Eukaryota; Metazoa; Arthropoda; Malacostraca; Decapoda; Parastacidae.
GGCAUGGAGAGUGAGAGCACGCGAGUGUGAUCCGCUCCAGUAUGGGGCUGGCUUUUCCUAAGUGGAGUGGAAAUUAGUGGUAGUGUUGACAAGAUAACAGUGGUUGGUAAUAAUGCCGGAGUCUGAAAAGUCGCUAGAGCUCAAACUUCACAGUCCGGCAGGGGUGGAGGCCAUUAUUUUUCACUGGCCGCUGACAUCGGGUUCAGGCGCUGACAAACAUGAUGGGGCGUACGAGAUCGUGGAGACAAUACGAUGGGUGUGUGAAGAUGUCCCUGAACUUAAACGAGCCAUGGAGGUUAAUAUUCUCUCUGACUACGACACCAGAAGCUACGAGAGUAUGCGGCAGCUGUGUGACAAGUACAACCGAGCCAUUGACUCCGUCCUCCAACUGGAGAAGGGGACGAGCCUACCAGCCACUCGCUUCAAUAAGCGUCCUUCUCGAGGAAUGCUCAAGCACAUCCUCACACAGAUCUACAAUCAUGCUGUCGUUGACCCAGAGAAACUUAAUCAGUAUGAACCUUUCUCACCUGAGGUUUAUGGAGAGACAUCAUUUGAGUUGAUAUGCCAGAUGAUAGACCAAAUCCACAUCACUGAAGAUGACAUGUUUGUUGAUCUUGGUUCUGGCGUAGGUCAGGUUGUGCUGCAAAUGGCUGCUUUGACGUCUUGCAAAAUAUGUGUUGGUAUUGAAAAAGCUGAGACACCAUGCAAAUAUGCAACUGAAAUGGACCGUUUGUAUACAAAAUGGAUGAGAUGGUAUGGCAAAAGACAUAGUGAAUACAAGUUAAUGAAAGGUGACUUCUUGAAGAAAGAACAUCGUGAAGGAAUUACUGGUUCUUCCAUUGUCUUUGUCAACAAUUUUGCCUUUGGGCCAAAUGUAGACCAUAUGCUCAAGGAGGUAUUUGCCGAUCUCAAGGAUGGGGCUCGAAUAGUCUCUUCAAAAUCAUUUUGUCCUCUUAACUUCAGAAUAACUGAUAGAAAUUUAAGUGAUAUUGGCACCAUCAUGCAUGUGUCUGAACUGUCCCCUCUCAAGGGUUCAGUGUCGUGGACAGGGAAGCCUGUGUCCUACUUCCUUCACAUUAUUGAUCGUACCAAGUUGGAGCGCUAUUUCCAAAGACUUAAGAACCCCAAACUGAGGUCUGCCAAAAAUGGAGAUGAGAAGCUGGAGGAUGAGUCGCCUGGUGUGCGCAGAGUUCGGAGGGACCUUAAUAAGGCCUCCAUCAAUUCUGAAACGUCCUCAAACAACUCAUCUGACCAAAACAAGGACCUUGAUGACCCAAUAAUUGGUCCAACCACUCGACGUGCAUGGAAUGACUGGUGUUCCAGUUCAACUCUAGUAAAUUCUUCCUCAUCAGCAAAAACAACACCAAAAGGCUCAUCUUGUCGAAGCUCAGCAGACGAGAAUGAUGAAAAUGUCAACAAUGGGGCAACUCGACAUACAAGUGCCGGAACACGGAGGAGAAAUACUCAGAGAAGAGCAGCAGCGUCAAAACCAUCUAUUGUGGAUGACCCUGACCCUCCUGUGGCGACUCGUGGCCCUAGACGUACAACCCUCGGCAACAGCAGAAGGGGAGGAAAGAGAUCACAUCGGUCAGGAAAGAAACCUAUCAAGAUCAAUGGACUAGACCUUCUUCAUACACAAACCUUACUCAGCACAAAUUCUGAUGGCAAGUCACCUACUUUCAAAGACCCCGCGCCAGGUUGUGUUGAUCAGAAGUUGUCUCUCUUUACGCCAUCCACCGUCAGCGGUAUUCUUCGACAUGAAGAGUUGCCCAUCCCACCUUCAGACACCCCUUAUGCAUUAGAAGUGUUGUUGGAUGUUUUCCGCCAACAGUUUCUUAAUAUGCUAGACUCCAUCAAGAAGCCAGAGUACAAGGAUUUUGUGAUGCAGCAAAUAGAGGCCGAGAAGGAAAAGAACAAGUCCUUAAAAUCACGAGCAGCGCAGCUUGAACGACAAAUUAAGGUUCUCAUCGAUGAUUCUGUGGCUCUUCUGCGGUCGCGUAUCUCUGAGCUGGGCAUGACGGCAGCCAACCCUGAAGACUUGUUAAAUAGAGCUAAGGAGAUUGUAUGGAGACACAAAGAGCUUCAAGCCAAUGUGUCUUCACUUCAGCAGCAAGUAAUCAGCGAAGAUGAGCAAGAUAAGUUAGUGAGGCUGAGACAACACGAGAUCAUCAACAAGUAUAGAAGGAAUGGACUUGUUAAUGGAAGUCUGGAUGUGUCUCACCUAACUCAGGAGUUCAUCUUACGGGAAAUAUCUCAAACUUUGUCACAAAGGAAAAAACUUCAUUCUCAAGUGUCUAGACUGGAAUCUGAAGUCAACAAUCUUGAGAGUACUGCCCCUGAUAGUGCCCGCACUACCACUGCUGCUCAGCGCGCUGAUAAGUCUCCAGGGAGACAUAAAACCAGACACCGGAGUCGCAACCAAGAAUGGCCAAAUAUACCCGAUGUUGGGAAAAUUGAAGAGAAAAAUCCAGAAAUCUUGGCUCAGAAGAUUUUGGAAACUGGGAGACAAAUUGAAGCUGGACGUAUCCCUGCAUUACCUGUUGGGACGGAAGUUAGAGUGCAUGAUGGGCGUGUACCCGUUAAUGUGGAAAACAUACGUGGACAACACCUGACAGAACCCAGGCAAGCUGAUACUCGAACCCAACCUCCUCAUGUGAACCAGGAACCUGGGCGGGUGGUAGUACUAUCCCAGAGGUAUAUCCCAGUUAAUAUACUACCAACUAAGCCCGAGUUGCUCCAACAACCUGAAACCAAGUAUCAGCCUCCUUUAGUUCGACUUCCUUCCGAGAAGAACCAAAGAUCUUUCUCCAUGAUCCGUGCUCAUGAACCUCCCAGAGUUGCAGAUUUUGAAGAUCGUCUGAAAUUGAUUAUUACAAAUGUUUUAAAUGAGGACAAACCUCUAUCACAAGCAGUGCCUCCUAGACCGUCCCCUUUAACAUCACAAGCUCACUCUCCUUAUCCAUCACCUGGAGCAAAUCGCUCUGACAAGAGGGAUAAUCGAGAGAGAAGAGGAGAAAUCCGGGAGUUACGGGAAUUAAGAGAGUCAAAAAUUGGUCAACCCGAUUAUACACAAGUAUCGCCUGCCAAAUUAGCCCUUAGACGUCAUCUCUCUCAGGAGAAACUUGCACUGGAAUGUAGUUCCCCGGGUGCCCAUAAAACUUCAACUAUCACUAGAAAUGUUGGAGAUCUUAUAAGUAGUGAAGUUGAGCGUACUUUAGAGAUUUCAUCUCAGUCUAUCAUCAAUGCAGCCGUUGAUAUGACUAUCUCAGGAAAGCCCAUAUCUCCACGUCCUAAUUCCCGAAUAUCAAGAAUAGUGGAAGAGAGUUAUGGCAAGCCUCACACUCCUGACAAUGUUGAUAGCCGUCAACAGUCGCCAGCACUCAGGAUGGUAUAUUCUCCAAUUUCUCGUCCCAAUAGCACCGAGUCACUCCCUCCUACACCACAUACACCACAAGCAAUAGAAGGUCUUAUGUACCCUAGGGUAAAAUCACCGAGAGGCCCACAGUUUGAAGAAAAGCCACGUAUGCCUCCACCAGUACCAUCACCAGGGAGAGAUGGUUUAGAGGCACGGCUUGCAUCCAUGUAUGGCAAUAAGUGUCCCCCAUCCACCCCGCCCACCUCCCAGGCCACUCCACCCCUAACUCCUGCAGGGCCCAUAGUGUCGGCUGAUGCUAGUAAAAAUCGUACCAUAACACUGCCGAGAACUGAGGCGGCACCUGUCCAUCACUUUAAUGAAGCUAGAGGGUUGCCAGUUGAUGGCCCUGUUGAGGGUCUUGCUGCAACAUUGCAUGCUCGUUUCAUCAACAGACCUCAUCUUCAAGCAAAGGUGAAAGAGGAGCCUGUAGACAUCAGGGCCACAGAAGAUGAUCGAAUGAAGCGCAAGAUGCGGUCCCCACCCCCAAUAACUAUGGCAAUCCCACCAAAGAAACAACACUACUCUGAGGGCCCACCAUCCUCUAAUUCCUCUUCCAUUAUGACUCCACCUCUCUCGAAUGUUUCUACGUCUGUAGCGUGUGUCGAGCCCAGUCCGUCAUCUUCUGUACAGUCCUCGCCCUCCUCCACUAAACCCUCCAUCAUUGUCAGUCAACCCACUACCAAUCAACUUAAGACUGAGCCUCUGGAUAAAAAACCUGAUGGAUUGGAGAGAAGUGAUUCUCCAUUACAAAAGUGGCAAGACAAGAUUAACAGUGGUUUUGACAAGUUAGUUGCCUUUGCUUCAGAAGUUGACAAACGCCGUAAGUCCACAGAGGGCACAUCCCCUCGACAAGAAGGAUUUGCAUCGCCAAGAUGCAGCGAACGCCGACCUCCAACCAUUGCAGAACCUCCACACAGUCUAGAACGUGACGUGUCAUCUUUUCGAAGCAGACAGGAGGAAGAGGACAUUGUACGAAACAGUGAUACUACUGUACCCCCUCCUUACUCACCUCAUUCUCCACCCAGAUUAUCACCAAGUCCCAUCCCAGAUGGCCGACCUCCAACGCCGCAGUCGCCGAGACCUCCAGUUCGUACACCUCCUAUAUCUUCUCCUCCUCCAACUCCUUCCCCAGACAGAUGUGGGGGUGAAUCACCUGGCUUUUAUCCUCCACAGGGAGGAGAAACACCUCCAUAUCUUCCACCAGAAUUGGAGACUACACGUCUAAUUUCGCCUGUCACAUCACCCACGGAACAUGGCAUUUAUCAUCACCAUUUUAAGAAGAAAUUUUACCACAAGGAGCAAAUAAGUUCUAUAGAUGCAGAUCAUCACCACCACCACCACCACCACAACAGUACACAUCACGGCAAGUUCCGUCCCAAAGGCAAAAAUUGGCAGUGGAGAAAUAGAUCAUCUCAUCAUCUGUCAUCAUAUCACCACCAUAGCAGAAGGUCCCCACCACCACUGCCGUCACAUCAGCUGCCGUACAACAGCAGUACCACACAUCACCACCACCAUCACCAUCAUCGUCACACAGCUACCUACCCACCAUCAGUGCCACGCCAUCACCACAAUCACCAUCAACUGGUGACUGCAGCACCACCACCACAGCGGUCACAGGGCCCACAAUCACAAGCCUCAUACUUCCAUCAUUAAUUUGUGCAGACCUGAGCAGAUAAGCUAUUAAGACACCACCACCACCGCUGCCACCACCACCAACCACCACCACCACCACCACCACCACCACCACCACCACCAACCACCACCACCACCAACCACCACCACCACCACCACCACCAACCACCACCACCAACCACCACCACCAACCACCACCACCAACCACCACCAACCACCACCACCACCACCAACCACCACCACCAACCACCACCACCAACCACCACCACCACCACCAGCCACCGCCACCACCAACCACCACCAACCACCACCAACCACCACCACCACCACCAACCACCAUCACCACCACCUCUUCAACUGCCACCAUCACAUAAUUGUUGCAGUAUUAAGGAGAACUGGCUUGAGGCCGCUGGGUCUACUCAGUUUCUGCAUUUUCAAAAUUUACAGUUAACCCAUUGUAGACUUUUUUUUAUGAAAACAAUUUUCUUAUGACAUUUUAAGUGAACUGAUAGUACAAUUAAAUAAAAUAUUUUAUGACUUUCCUUUUAAUUACAGCUGGAGACAAGUGUGGAUUGUAAGAAAUACUGUAAGUGUUGGUGUUAUCUCUUGCAUUCUCUAUAGCUCCAGCAGUUAUUUAAUUCCCUUUAAAGAAAUUAUAUUGCAUAUAUUUAAUUUGUGGGCAUCAUUUACAAUUGUAUGAUAUAUGGCAUUAUUGUAUCCAACACUUCAGAUAUAAGACAGAGAAUAACAAGCUGACAUAACAGCAGAAAUCCUGAGUUGCUGGAGCAUUAGUGUGUGCAAGUAAUCCACAGAGCUGUUAAGCUACGGAUGUCGAUAUCAGCUGUAUGUGGUAGGGCUUGUAGUUGGUGUGAAUAUUAACAAUGUGGAGGAAAUGAACCCUUCGUAUAUGCUGUAUUUCUGGCUCUCACUAGCAAGUAUUACUCUAAAUCUCUCAAACUUACACCAUGAUAAAAACAGAUGUAUUAUUUAGCUUUGUUUUUAUAGCUUUUCAGUUUUCAAGAGGUUUAUACAUGUUAAUAUAUUUUAAGGAGGGAUUCGGAUACUGUAUCGACUUCAAUAUUUUAACUCGUGAAAAACUAACACAAGCUUAGAUCGGACUCACACUUACUAGAUACAAAUGCUUCAGUCAGUAUUGGCGAGUCAUCCGGGUGGCGAGAUUCGUGCUUUGUAUUGUUUUUCCCCUCGAGUACUUCAUCCCACUUAGCAGGUUGUUGCUCUCAGUACCUGAAUGCUUCAUCCCACUCAGGACAGGUCAUUAUGUACUCUCAAAUUAGAGUGCUUCAUCCCACUCUGAGAAGGUUGUUGCUCUCGGUACUCGAGUGCAUCGUCCCCCUCUAGCCAGACUAUUGCCAAUACUACUGAAGCAUUUUUCUUAUUAUUGUUUGUUAAAGUACUUUCAGCCAUACUUGCUCCUCCUUCACCAGGUGUGUUCUUUAACCUAACUGUGGGUCUUCCUCUAAACUUGAAUGAAUAUAAGAGAGCUUUCAGGAAAAUCUAACUGUGAUUGUAUAUAUACUUGCCAUGGAUUGUCUUGCAGGUAGGCUAAAAAUUACAAGAACAUUCAUUCCCAGGCAAGUGUAAUCUUUUGCAGUUAUUCCCAAAUAGGGAAAAUUUUCACAGAUUCAACUUUGUGAUCACAAUGUGGCAUUUCUGACAGUGAGCAGUUAUGAUAUAAGUGUUUUAGAUUUUUUUUUUUAACCGAACCUAGGCUUCAUUAAAUAUAGAUGCAAAAAAAACUUUAUGUAAUCUUUAUUUAUAUAGAUUGUACAAGAAGCAGGGAUAAGGUAUCACUCCCCUAACACUGGCUGAUACUAACACAUAAGGACUUUAGUGAGAUGAUUGCACUGCCAUUGAAAGUUUUCAACAAAUGAACCACGCACCAUUUUUCCAUUGACAAAUGUUAAAUUUUGCUAAUUUUCUUGUUAUAUGCAAGACAGCAUCCUGAAUUAUGUACAACACAAACGUGAAGUUUCAUUCAACUGGUUUAGUAAUAGUUGGAAGUAAAGUGAAUUUUGAACUGCCAGUUUCAUAUCUUCCUAGAUUUUGAUAGAUACAAUUAAGGGACCAAUUGCAAUUUUUUUUUAAAUAUCUUGGCUAUUUAAAUCUGUAGAUUUUUAGAUGUCUUUGCGGUAGCUCCUUGCGGAGAUUUCUUAUCAACGUUAAAUAAUGGACGGGAGUGAGCAAAUGUAAUGCCACAUUAGUUGGAGGAGACCUCGUGCACUCUAUGUUAGUACUGUAUUGAGGAAGUAUGUUUUAUUUAUUUUUAUUUGGUGACUAAUACUUGUUGUACUUUAGAUAUUUUUGAUACACAAAUAUGACAGGUUACCACUUCAUUUGAAUGAUUGCUUAAAGAACUGAGAUCUUAUUGCAAAACACUGCUAAUAAAUCUUCACUGUGGAUGUGUGUCUAGAGAAGAGUACUGUAUUUGGCAGAAUAUCUUUGUUAAUUAUGGUGUAGGCUCACUAAAACAUAGAAAAAAUAAAUAAUCACUUAUUGUUUUUUUAAGUCACAGUUAAGGCAAAAAAUUAAUAAUACUAUACUAAAUAUAGAAUAGUUGAGUGAAAUUCAAUAUGUUCCACUACACUGAAAAGGAUGUCAGUGUUACAUUCAUAUAUUUGCAUUACAUAACAGCCCUCAGAUGCAACAUUUCAUGAUAUGCAGUGUUCAGAUUUUCAAGUGACUAUUAAUUUUUGAUUAUAUUGACUUUAAAUUUUGUUUAGAGAAAAUCUUUAACUUGUAACAGUUGCCACAAUUUACAUUGGAUGAUGAGAUAUACCUAUGGUGCUUUGGUUCAUUUAAAAAUCUUUCAGGAUUUAUUUAAGUAUGCUCAAUUCUAUUUAUAUACUAUUUAUUUAGUUUUGUUUUACCUCAUUGUAUGAUUUGAUCCGUGUGUGAUAAUAAUAUGCAGGAGACCUUUCCAAGGGAGGAGUGCAAUUAUUGGUGGGUUUGGUCCACUGAUCCUGCUGCUUCUCUCACCUCGAGUUAACAUCACCAGUGUGGUAUACAAAUAUUGUUAUGUUGGCCUUAUCUUCUGUCAUUUAUAUUCUUUGGUUUUUGCGAAAGUUUUUGGAAACUUUUGUUUAUCUUAAUGCUGUUUUAGAAAUCAAGAAAUCAUUGCAGAAUAUUUAAGCAUUGCAAGAAGCUUAUGUUCUUAUAGUUGCCUGUAUAGUUGGUCAACAUUCAUAUAAUUCAAUAUUUAUUUUAUGAUAAAGCUAAGGAAAGUCUUCUUCAUUAAUUCCCAUCAAAUAUUUUUUGUAGACUUGUGUUAUUGUGUUCUGAACUACAUUUUGAAGAGGGAAAAAAAAAGGCACUUCACAUAUUUGUACCAACUUUGCAAUGAUGUGACAGUAUCAGGUUACUCUAUGGUUCAUUUAAUAAUUUUUAAUUUGCUUUAUUACCAUGAUAUAUUUGAGUUUACUUACAAAUGGCAGUAAUGUACAUUACAUAUGAUUGUAGGUACGAACAGCUAAUAUCUUGGAUAAACUGUCCUUCACUUGCCUCAAAAUGUUAUUACAAACUUUAUAUGUAACCAGAAAAGUAAACAGUAUGAAAACACGGGGCAUAUUUUAUGUAGAAUAUAAAUACAAGUGAAAAAUCCUAAAUAACUUAUAGUAUCAAUAGCAUGUCAGUCAUAGUUUAACAUGCUAUAUUGUCAAAUACUGUACGUAUAUGGUAUUAAUAAUUAUUCAGUGGCAGUCAGUAAUUUUUUUUUUUUCUUUUAACAAGUCGGCCGUCCCCCACCGAGGCACGGUGACCCAAAAAAAAGAAAGAAAAUCCCCAAAAAGAAAAUACUUUCAUCAUCAUUCAGCACUUUCACCUCACUCACACAUAAUCACUGUUUUUGCAGAAGUGCUCAGAACACAACAAUAGAGGUGAUUUAACCUUUCAGUGGGGUUAUUAACUUCUCACGAGGGAUAUUUAUCCACACAAGUUAGACUGUCUGAAAUGACAGUCCAGGUAGGUAUUAUCAUCCUGUCAUAUAAAUGUGGAACAGAAGCCUGUUUAAUGUUUCACACUUUGACAGCACUUCUGGCAUUUUCUUUGUCAUGAGCAUGCAUGAUAAGCAGUAAAUUUUGCAGAUUUCUACUUAUAUUCAGUACACACCUGGUACUUUCUUAUUUUUCUUAAUAGUUCUUAUUCAUGUAAUAUUUCCUUUUUGAUUUAGGAUACCUUUCUCAGAGCAUGCAGUGACAAAGAAUUUUAUUUAUCUCAAUGGCCAUCUCCUACUAAGGCAAGGUAACCCAAAGGAAACAUAAUCAUCAUUUCUUCAACUGCUGUCUUGCCAGAAGUGUGUUGAUAUUACCAUUCAGAUUACCCUCUGACUGCAACAUCCCAACCCUUCCAGGGGGCAGACACUACCCUUUCUAUUUUCAGGACUAGUCUGGAUAAAUGUUUUCCCUAAAAUCUCUUCAUAACUGUUACCUUGUUCACAUCCCAACAGCAUGCCUAAUAAAAAAUCAUUUGUCUCCAUUCACUUUUAUCUAAUAUGUUUGCACAGAUUUCCUGGAUGAUCAAGAUGCAAAAAACUUAAGACUCCUAUACCUUUACAAUCAUUCCUGUAAUAACCCUUUUCUCUCUUACCUUCCAGCCAAGAUAUAUGCACCUUCUUUGUCAACCUAGCCCUCUUCACAUGCUCAAACCACCUCAUCCCUCUGAAUUAUACCCUUGGUGACCCCACAUCACCUUUCAAUUUCUAAGCUCCAUAUUCUGCAUAUUCACACCACAUUUCUCUGAGAUGUGACAUUGCUGCCUCUAGCCUCCUCGCCACAGCGUUCAACAUUCAUACCUCACCCAUAUUAAAGUGUUGGUACCACUAUACUCUGGUACAUUCCGUUUUUGCUUCCAUAGGGAACUUACUUCCCACAGAUACCUCAAGACACCAUUCACCUCCCCCCCCUCCCCAACUAUGGCUCAUCACUUCUGUCAUAGACCCAUCUGCUAAUAUGUUAACUCUGAAACAUCUGUAGUAAAUACAUCAGCUUUCUCAAAUCAGAUAUGCAGUCUGUCAUUGCUUAUUUUUUUUUUUUUUUGUUCAUCAUCUUGCUUUUUUGUGUGCUCUCUUUUAAUUUCCUUCUUUUACAACCCCUCCUAAAUUUCCCCAAAAGAACUGUCAUAAGCAAAGAGUAACUGUGAUAACUCACUUUUUAUCAGAUCCAACAUCUGUUAAUCUUCUUCUUUUGAACCCCCUAGUAUUCACUCCCUACCUUGGUGAGAGAUGGCUGGUGUUGGGAAAAAAACCCUCACAAACUACUGAAAUACCUGGUUACAUCAUGAAUCCCUCUCAAAGUCAUACUUUCACUAAGAAAUAGGUCCCUUCUCUCCUACACACCUUAACCUGAACCUCGCUUUCUGAAUAAAAACACAAUAUAUAUCAGUAGUGGGCUUAAAUGUUAACAUUUGGCUUAAUUUUAAAAUGUAUCAUUUGUUUAGUGCCAAUAGCUUAGCAUAAUAUUAUACAGAAAUAAUUAACCUAUACAGGUACAAGUAAAUGUAGAGUAAUUGCUCCAUAAACGGUUUUGUACCGCCAAAAAUUAAAGAAGAGUUUCAGGAUGAAUGCUAUGUGUAUUUUUCCUAUUACUCUAAUAGUGACUUGUUGUUGGAGUGUGAGCAAGGUAACAUUUAUAAAGGGAUUCAGGGAAACCGGCAGGGCGGACUCGAGUCCUGGAGGAGGGGUGUUGAUGUUGCAGUUUUAUAACUCUAAUGUAAGUGCGCCUCUGGCAAGACAGUGAUGGAGUGAAUUACGAUGAAAGUUGUUCUUUUUUGGGCCGCCUUACCUUGGUGGGAGACGGUCGAUGUGUUAAUAAGAAAAAUUACUGUACACAUAUUUGAGUUGCCUCUUGCAUCCUGUCUCAUCGAUAUGAAAUAAUAGUUUAUGAAAAUGAGCUAAAUGAGGGAGUUUAAUGUGAUCUGCCUAUGCAGGACAUUUUUCUAAAUACAGUAAAGAUUUACCAUAUUUCGCAGCUUAUAAGACUUGUUUUAGUUUCUAUGGCUCAGUUUAUAGGACACAGGGUGGUUUUUGGAGACAUUUUAUGGGGAAAAAAAUGCAUCCAGUAACCCACGAAAUACGAUAUGAAGUAAUCUUGAAUACAAUGUUUUAUUGCGAUUAUAGUAAUAGCUUGGAAUAUAUUAUAGUAUUUCCAUUGUAUUUUUAUAGUAUUUUGGGGGAUUUUCUUUCUUUUGUGGGUCACCCUGCCUCGGUGGGAGACGGCCGACUUGUUGAAAAAAAAAAAAAAAAAAAAAAAUUCCAUUGGAGGGAUAUGUUGUGUAUCUUUAUACGUAUAUGCUUCUAAACUGUUGUAUUCUGAGCACCUCUGCAAAAACAGUGAUAAUGUGUGAGUGUGGUGAAAGUGUUGAAUGGAUGAAAGUAUUUUCUUUUUGGGGAUUUUCUUUCUUUUUGGGUCACCCUGCCUCGGUGGGAGACGGCCGACUUGUUGAAAAAAAAAAAAAAUUUCCAUUUUAUUCAAAAUGUCAUAUUUUCGUAGUAAAAAGUUAAAAACAAUACAAGUAGACGUGAUGUAUUCACUCCCAGGGGAAAAAGAAAGGAUUUAAUUAAUUAUCCUUCACCUUUAGUUUUAGUUGUUGACAAAUAAAAUGAUGCCAUAAUUUCUUAAUCAUAUUUUCAGGAAAAUAAUGGUUAAUGCCGGAUUAAAAGCAUUUAAGCAAUUAUUGAUUUACAGUAUUAAUUGGUAAAUUUAAAAUAAUUUAAAUCAGCCUAACUUUUACCAAACUCAUGGUGCAUACACCACAAGUUAUCCUCUUAUUAAAGGAACGUAGUUUGCUGCAGUGCAUCAUAACAUUAGUCACUAAAUGUUCACAAAACUAAAGUACUGUACAUUACUGCCAAAUCUUAGUAAAUUUUAUAUUAAAAUUAUGAAAGUUAAGAGAUCAUAAAAAAUUGGAUGUAACCUAUGAUAAAUGAUUUUUGAAAACAUUGAUAAACACAAAGUAUAUGUUGCUUAGCUUGAUUUUUAAGUGUGAUAGUGAAUGUAGACGGAUCUGUCUCAGAGUUUAGGUACCUUGAGGGUACCAAGCUCUAGCUGCCACAUUUUUACAUUACUAGGGUCGAGUGCUGAGAAACUGGUCGAUGUGCUCUUAUUGGAGUUACAUUUCUUGUAUUUUUUACUAUUAUUAGUGUAUAUUAGAAAACUUUCAUUGCAAACCUGUUAUAAUGCAUUAUGUGCAACAACUUUAAGAAAAAGAUUUUCCUUAUUAAUUCGAUUUAAGAUAUCCUUAGCCAAAAUAUACAAAUAUUGAUGCUCCGUUUUAUUACUAUAAUUGAAAUAUUAAUUUUUAUAAUUUUACAGUUGAAAUUAAUGCAGCAGACUUGCAGUGUUAGGUUAGCAGUGGUGGCAGUAAGGCCAAGUAUUAAUGCAUUACUACCCUCAGCCCAUUUAAAAAGUGUGUGCCAAAUAGUGUUAUUUAUAUAAUUGUUUAAUGUACAAAAUUUAGUGAGAAACACACUACAUAAACCUUACAUGAAAUUGGGAUAAGGUAAUCCCACAGAAGGCUGAAUUCUAUCUCUUGGUAUCAUUUUCAUUGUUUACGUAAAUGUUUUAUUUGGAGGCUUUACUAAAUUUCAAAUAUUUUGUUAGGUUUUUAAAGCAAAAACUGAUCUAAAUUCUUGUUUGGAAGAAUUCAUAUUAUGACAUUGCUAUGAAUCCAGUCUCAUUGCUGUACCACAUGUCGGGGGGAAUCACUAUACAGUGGUACCUCGGGAUACGAACUUAAUUCGUUCCAGAAGGCUGUUCGAGUGCCGAUACCAAACAAAUUUGUUCCCAUAAGGAAUAAUGUAAAUUAGAUUGGUCUGUUUCAGACCCCCAAAAAUACACUUACAAAAGCACUUACAUAAAUGCACUUACAUAAUUGUUCGAGUUUUGAGCCGUUCGUAUCCCGAGGUACCACUAUGGGGUUUCAAAAAAAUUCACGUGAAAUAAGUUAAUAGGAAAAUAACUAAUUGUUAAUACAGAUGUAGGUGUUAGUAUGGCAUUAAAAUACAGCGCUAGUUACUCAUAUCUAUUCCCCAUUUGAAUCUUUUACUGGUCUUACUUUGGCGCCAUGUUGGGAGCUACCAUUUAUGUCAGCCCGUCCUCACACGACACACGAUAAUCUUUUGAUUUUAGCAAGCAUAUUUUCCUGGAGAUACCUCAUGUAUCUCGCCUAUUUUUGUAAUUUGCUUAUAUGAGAUCAAAUGUGUAUAUAGAGGCUCACUUAACCUGAACUAAAUUAAUAAAAAUUUGAUUUUUGGAUAAAUGUGCGAACACUGGGUAAUGAAUAAGAAAUGAGUGAGGCAAAAAUGAGGAUGGGUUGUAUAGGCUAUCGGCACUUAUACCAUUUGGCAAGACAGCAUUAUCUCCAGUGCUCGAAGGAUCAGCUAGUCGAGGACUUGUAUGUACUAUAUCAUCAGUGUAGUACAGUAUUAUACAAAGUCUUUAGGAACUUCAAGUAGGUACACUAUAAAAUAAAAAUUUACACAGUAUAGAGCAUGAAAAGAUACAUAGGAUAGAAAUACUGUAGUUUGAAUUAGAUGUAAAUGAUAGUUUUUAGGAGGAACAAUGAGGGAAGCUUAGCCUUGUAAAGGCCCUUAUGGGUUUAGUGCUUGGUUAUGAUAAUAAUAAUUAGCCAUGUGAAAUCAGGAAAACAUUUAAUUUUGCAUAUACUUAACACCAAACUGCAAUUGCAACAGCUUGAUUUAGGUCUGUUGCCUUAAAAUACUUUCCUCUUAAUUCAUACAUUUCAAAUUUAAUUUCAGACAUUUGUAUUAAAUUCAUUUGUAGAGGGAGGAGGAUUUUUAUGUUCCGUAAUAGCAUAAAAUUAGUAUAAUUCCCAUAGGAAAGUAAUCACCUUGUAGAGCAUUAUUUAAUUAAGUACACACAAUAUCUGAUAAUAAUAUAUGAAGGUAAUAAAAUUAGGCAAAUGCAAAAGCUCUUAGAGUUAUGCAGCUGUGUUUAUAUAGAAGUUUUUCAAUAAUUGGUUUUGUUUAUAAAAUUUAAGUAAUUCAGUUAAAUAGGUCUGUUACGUUUCUGAGUUUACAUAAUUUGAAGACGCUUUAAAUUUGAACAAAAAUGUUAAGAUUGAUAAUGCAAUGUUAUAAUUUAAUUUUAAUCUAUAACGUACAUUAUGAUACCGAGCGGCUGAAUCUUGCCACAAGUGUCAAAAGCACCCAGUAUAAUGUAAAGCACCAGGGGCUGUGAGACUUCCCCACAUGUCACUCUAGUUGUAUUUACACUACUGCUAAUAUAAGGUGCCGGGAGCCGAAGAACUUUCCCACAUUCUUAUCUUAGCUGUACCUACACUUAACCAGUAAAGUAAUAAACUAAUCAGUGUUAAUGAACAUGUAUUAUAUGAUUUUAUUUUAUUAGCAUUUAGCAUGGUUAGGGUGUGUGUGAGCCAUCCUUUAUAGAAGUGGAAGUUAUUUGCUAACUUUGUGUUGGUAGAUAUUCAUUACUGCCAUAACAAACAGAAGUGUGUAUAUGUUAGUCCAGUGUUUUUUUUUUUAUUUAUUUUGUAUAUCAUUUAUAUUUAAAAGGAGAUGGACCUUAAUGUGUAAUAAGAAUCUAUGUGAUGGAUGACUUUAUAGCUUGUUGUACGGAGGUUGAUGUGCUAGCCAGGGUAUAGAGGAGGGCACAAACUUCAAAUUUUACGAGACGUUUUUGGUUCAAUAGUUUGCCAUAUCCCCUACCCCUUUUAACUACCUAUAUUCUACCCACUCUUCUAGUUUUAUUUGUGAUACAAAUUAAUUUGUUUUUCUGUUAAAAAUGUUGAGUAUCUUGUACCCCAAUUAUGAUUUUUUAAAUUAUAUGUUUUGUAGAGUUUUAAGUAGAAGUGGUAAUGCAACCAGUGAUCAUUAGUAUAAAUCAUAGCUCAUAUGAUGAUACACUGUUACAUCUGUUGAAGCAGAGCUGCACUCUGAAUGUUGGGAUGUCAGUACGUGGGCAUCAGCACCAGUCAUAUUGCAGCUUUAAGUAACAUUGGGCAUCAGCACCAGUCAGACUGAGGCUUUCCCAAAAGGCGUAUGAUUAUUGCAAUGAUUGGGUGUAGUUAUGUAUAGUGAGAAGUAGGAAGUGCAACUUGCUCUACUGUGACAAAAGACAAGGUGGUUGUCUUUCGAUGCAACCUUUUGAUAUAAUGUAAAAUACAUGACUGAUUUUUAUACCUCUUUUCACUGCCAUUCAUAAGAGCUCCAUGCCUUGAUGGCCUUUCUGUCAGUAGUCUGUUAUAUACCAAACCAACUUAGAUAUAAAAUACAUAAAUAUUGCAAACAAUAUAAUUGAUAUCUUAAACUGCCAGAUAAACUUCAUGCACAUUAAAGUUGGUGCGUGAAUUUUUCUCUCAAAGAGAAUGAUAGUGUAGAUAUUGUUAAGUCUUCACUGCUCAGGCACCUGAUAGGAAGGCUUGAGAGGCAGCAUUGUAAAUAGUGUAAGAUAAAGUGUUUUGUUGUGUUGCUGGGUCACAAUCAUUGAUCUCAUUGUGUGUUCUAAUGCCCCUGCUACUGCCAGUUACUUCUCAUGGGUUUUAUUGAGUCACAGUAAUGAGUACAUUGUCUACAUAAUCAUACCUAUACAUAUUUUAUAGAGGCCAUCCUAUGGUUUUUAUAGCUUGGGAUGGCUUAGGCUGUGUACAUCAGUAACCAGAUUGUUAAUUCUUAUAAAAGUUUUUUUUAUAAAUUUAUUAUAAGCUAAAGCCAAAUAUUUCCAGUCUGGUUACACUUCAUCCCUACAGAAUAACAAAAUGCAAUCUCAGAAAAUAUUCCUAUUGCUGUCUUAUCAUUGCAAAAACUAAAGUAAAAAUUAUUAGUAUUGGCAUGUCUUCUUCAGUAUUUUAGAAACUAUCCAAUUGACAAUAUUUUCCAUAACAUAACCUUACUAGCUAAUAUUGGAUGUUCUGUCUUGCUACAGUAUGUUCAUAUAUUUGCUCUUAGGGCUACCAGCUUUACCAGUCACUAUUCUGUUGGGGUGAUGUCUAUUCACAAGUGACUACAUUGAUGGUUUACAAAAACAAGGAUGAUUAAUAGCACAUGUCUUAUCUUCCAGAAUCAAAUACUGUAAUUUAAAUGUGAUCCAUCCACUUUUUAGAAGCUGUGAGCUCAACUAAUUUCAAACAAAUUUAUUUACAGCAAGGGCUUGGCGAGUUCAAACUGCUGUCAACAGUAGCAGGAACUUGUAAAUAGGUUUCAUUAUCAUUCAGGUCAAGUAAUUUUGAGGCUGAAGAUGAUAAGAGCAUUGGAAAACCACCUCAGAAAAAAUGAGUUUCAUUACCAGCCAAUGAUGGCAUAAAUCUUCAGAAUCUGGACAUUUUAACAGGAUUUUACUAUUAGGAAUGAAUUGUUAUUAACCAUUAACAUCAACCUUUCUUGCAAAAUGAGAAUUAGUACUUUUUAAGUCCUCUGGGAAUAAAUUAAACAUUAGUGUCCAGCUUUUGAUUGUUUGCCCUCGUGUCCAUAUGUGGUUUACUCACUUGUGGGAUCAUGACUGUAAGUACAAAAAAAUUUGCCCUACCUGUACUUAAUGUAAAAUUAUCUUUUUGUAUUGUACUCCUUCUGACUUGAAAGUUUCCGCUGGCAGUAUUUGAUGCCUUCAAAAAUGGAUUUUUUUGUUCAAGAGAAUUUUAAAAUUUAAAGAAAUUAAGCCUUGUAAGCUGUCAGUAGUAAAUAAUGCUAGGCAUCCAAUUUCUGACAAGAUGGCUGGGUUAUGAUCAGGAGUACAUGUAUUUGGUUCUUAUCUAUGAUGUCUGUAAAAUUGUAUCCAUUGUUCAGAAUAAAAUUCUCAAUUGUUUA